UUCCGAUGAUGUAAAUAAAUCAAAGAUUCGAACAGAUGUAGAAUCAAAUAAACAGUUUUUCGAUUCUAUACAUGAUGUUCCUCAACACAACUUUGCACUGUAUCUGCUCACCAGGGCGCUCCAUGAGAAAGAACAGCGGGUUAAAGGCAGCUUGACGCGCAACCAGUUCUUCCUGGUGGCAUUCAUCUGCAGCUUCGCCUACUAUAUCUUCCCGGGUUACCUGUUCCAGAUGCUCACCUCCCUCUCCUGGGUCUGCUGGGUCUUCCCCCACUCUGUGUUCGCCCAGCAGCUCGGCUCCGGUCUGCAGGGCCUUGGCAUUGGAGCGAUCGGUCUUGACUGGUCCACAGUCUCCUCCUACCUCGGGAGCCCUCUCGCCAGCCCCUGGUUCGCGACUGCGAAUGUUGCAGCAGGGUUCUUCAUCAUCAUGUACAUAAUCACACCCAUUGCUUACUGGUUCAACUUCUACAACGCGCAAAACUUCCCCAUCGUUUCUGAUGGCCUCUUCACCUUGUCCGAUCAAAAGUACAACAUAUCCAGCAUCGUGGAUUCCCAUUUCCAUUUCGAUACAAAGGCGCACGAGAAGAAUGGCCCACUGUACCUCAGCACUUUCUUUGCUGUCACAUAUGGUGUUGGUUUCGCAUCUCUUACCGCGACAAUUGUUCAUGUUUUCCUCUUCCAUGGAAGUGAAAUUUGGCAGUUAAGUAAAUCAGCUUUUCAAGACAAAAAGGUGGACAUACAUACAAAGCUUAUGAGGAGAUAUAAGCAAGUCCCCGAGUGGUGGUUCAUCUGCAUCCUUAUUGCUAACAUUGCUAUCACCAUAUUUGCUUGUGAAUACUACAUUGAGCAACUCCAGCUGCCUUGGUGGGGUGUUUUGCUUGCAUGUGCCAUUGCCUUUUUCUUCACCCUACCAAUUGGAAUAAUCACAGCAACAACAAACCAGACUCCAGGCUUGAACAUAAUCACAGAGUACAUCAUGGGCUACUUGUACCCCGGACGGCCUGUUGCAAAUAUGUGCUUCAAGGUAUAUGGUUACAUCAGCAUGAGCCAAGCUCUGACCUUUUUGCAAGAUUUUAAGCUGGGUCAUUACAUGAAGAUUCCUCCAAGGACCAUGUUUAUGGCUCAGGUGGUCGGAACUCUGAUUGCAGCAUUUGUAUACAUCGGAACAGCCUGGUGGUUGAUGGACACAAUCCCCUACAUCUGCAACACUGAGCUCCUCCCACCGGACAGCCCUUGGACAUGCCCGGGUGAUCACGUGUUCUAUGAUGCAUCAGUUAUAUGGGGCCUUAUUAGCCCACGCAGAAUAUUCGGCGACCUAGGCACUUACUCGGCUGUGAACUGGUUCUUCUUGGGUGGAGCUAUUGCUCCCCUACUAGUAUGGCUUGCACACAAGGCAUUCCCAGGCCAGAGCUGGAUCUUACUCAUCAACAUGGCACCGAGGUGCAGAUCCUGCAGAUCCUCCGGCUGCUCCGCGCGGGCGCGGCUCCUCGGGUCGUCGGCGCGUGACGGCAUCUUGCGGCAGCUUGCCAUCAGCGUCACCUCUCAUCCUGGCAUCUUCACGGUGACGGCGUCAUCUGGUCGGCGCCGGUUUGAACGGGCAGCAUCGGUCAUGCCGCCGGCCUCAGCGUCUUCGUGGUGGCGUAGUCGUUGGAUCGAUGCCGGGCUUGAGCGUGAAGCGCCGGUUGUGCCGGUGCGCACUUCGGUGUCUUUGUGGAGGCGUAGUUGUCGGUCGAUGCCGGGCUUGAACGUGAAGCGCCGGGCGUGCUGGUCGCACCUCGGCGUCUUCGUGGCGGCGUAG
Messenger RNA from Panicum virgatum (switchgrass), 1795 nucleotides. Its product is annotated as oligopeptide transporter 7-like. The transcript is spliced from 7 exons. Bases 230 to 1795 code for a protein of 521 amino acids. The record is from RefSeq and is a predicted model, not a curated record. Gene Ontology annotation, biological process: transmembrane transport. Gene Ontology annotation, molecular function: oligopeptide transmembrane transporter activity. Lineage: Eukaryota; Viridiplantae; Streptophyta; Magnoliopsida; Poales; Poaceae.